CAUGCUCUUCUGAUCCGUGUUCCAUAAAACCACACACCACACAUCCUUAGAUUAUUAUGUGCAUGUACUAAAUCUUACAUUUCCAAAAUAUCAAGUAUAGUAGCUUCCGAUUCUUACAGUUUACGAAUGGGGAGUACAAAUCUGGAACCCCACGUCGCGGUUCUUGUUUUUCCAUUUGCCACCCACGCUGGUCUGCUCUUUGGCCUCGUGCAGCGUCUGGCUAAGGCUGCUCCUAAUGUCAAGUUCACAUUUUUUAACACGGCCAAGUCCAACCAUUCGUUGUUUACAAAUAUAUCAAGUGUUGCUAGCAAUGUUAUACCUUAUGAUGUGUAUGAUGGCGUGGAGGAGGGGUAUGUGUUCACGGGGAAGCCACAAGAGGAUAUUAACUUGUUCCUGGCUGUGGCAGCGGAUGAGUUUCGACGAGGCUUGGAGAAGGCAGUUGUUGAUUCUGGGAGGCAGAUCACUUGUUUGGUUGCAGAUGCAUUUUUGUGGUUUUCUUGUGAUUUGGCACAAGAGAUUGGUGUGCCAUGGGUGCCGCUUUGGACUUCCGGGGCUUGCUCUCUUUCGACUCACAUAUAUACUGAUCUUAUUAGGCAAACUAUCGGAUUUGAUGGAAUUGAAGGACGUAUGGAUGAGAAGCUGAACUUCAUUCCUGGAUAUUCUAAUUUAAGACUAGGUGACUUGCCUGGUGGAGUGGUGUUUGGAAAUCUAGAGUCUCCUUUUUCUGUAAUGCUACAUAAAAUGGGACAAAUAUUACCCCGAGCAGAUGUUCUGGCGAUGAACUCAUUCGAGGAACUAGACCCUGGCCUUAUGAAAGAUCUGAGUUCAAAGUUCAAAAAGAUUCUCAAUGUAGGCCCUUUUAACCUUACAUCACCACCAGCAUCACAAUACUCAGAUGAAUAUGGUUGCCUACCAUGGCUAGACAAGCGUAAUCCCAAGUCGGUGGCCUAUAUAGGCUUCGGGACUGUGGCCAUGCUUCCUCCAAAUGAGAUAGCUGAAUUGGCUGAAGCUCUGGAAUCAAGUGGGACUCCAUUUGUUUGGUCACUGAAAGAUCAUUCCAAGAAACAUUUACCAGAAGGGUUUUUGGAAAGGACACGAGAAAGCGGAAAAAUUGUGGCAUGGGCACCCCAAGUGCAAGUUCUGUCACAUAAUGCUGUGGGAAUUGUUAUAACGCAUGGGGGAUGGAACUCGGUGCUGGAGAGCAUUGCAGCUGGCGUGCCGCUCAUCUGCAGACCCUUCUUCGGAGAUCAUGCAAUAAACACAUGGAUGGUUGAGAAUGUAUGGAAAAUUGGUGUGCGAAUUAGUGGCGGUGUUUUCACCAAAAAGGGAACUGCAGAUGCCCUUGAACAAGUUUUGUUGCGACAGAAAGGGAAAGAACUCAAUCAACAAAUUACAUUACUCAAGGAUCUUGCAUUCAAGGCAGUUGGACCUAAUGGUAGCUCAUCUCUAAAUUUUACAGAGCUAGUAAAAGUGAUUACUGUCUGAGCGUGUACCAUAUAAUCAUCGAGGUGAUUUAUUGUGUUGUACAAGUUUACUUUGGUAACUUUCUAUUUCACUUAUAAAACUCUAUUUUGAGUGCUUGCUUUGUGAAAGGAUAAAAUUUGUAUUUGUCAA
Messenger RNA from Daucus carota subsp. sativus, 1614 nucleotides. RefSeq names its product anthocyanidin 3-O-galactosyltransferase F3GT1. The coding region runs from base 127 to 1485 and encodes 452 amino acids. NCBI's taxonomy places the organism in Eukaryota, Viridiplantae, Streptophyta, Magnoliopsida, Apiales, Apiaceae. Gene Ontology annotation, molecular function: UDP-glycosyltransferase activity. The transcript has 2 exons. The record is from RefSeq and is a predicted model, not a curated record.